AUACUGUUACCAACCACCAAAGAAAAAUCUGCUCAGAGCGGACUAGACGAUAGAACCAGGCGGACUUCGGCUAGAACAUCGUCUGUCUGAAACAUUUGAAUUAAAUAUUCAUCUAUAAUUUUAACGUUUCCUCUGGCGGUCAACGGGAUUUAAGCUAAUCUAAUUCUAACUACAUAUAUAGGGUUUCUUACUGUCUUCGAAAAGGCCCCAGAAAUGGCAGAAAAUGCAGAACAAAAUGAGGUUAAGCAUGACAGCUCAUCAUCCCCUGGAAUGACAGACCAAGAGAAAGAAAUGGCAGCCAGUGCAUAUGAAGCAUUUUCGGCUGGGAAGUAUGAUGAGUCUCUCAAACACCUCGAAGCCCUGCAGGAGCUCAACAAAGAGGACUACAAGAUCGCCAUGAAUAAAGCUGUCAUAGAGUUUUAUAAAAGUGGUCAGACUACCACAGGGACUCUGAAACAGACCCUAAUGGCAAUGAAGAACCAGGUUCACACAUCAGAGGAUGUUGAUGGUUUGGACGAUGUUGAAAACAGUUUGCUGUACUAUAAUCAAGCCAUCAUCCACUAUCACAUGCGACAGUACUCUGAAGCCAUCUCCAUUGGAGAGAAGCUGUACCAGUUUCUGGAACCAUUUGAAGAGAAGUUUGCUCAGGCUGUGUGCUUCCUGCUGGUGGAUUUGUACCUGCUCACCUUCCAACCAGAGAAGGCCCUCCAUUUGCUAGCUGUGCUGGAUAAACUCUCUGUACAAGGAAGCAACAAGAACGGCAAAGGAGAGAACAACAGUUCAAACAAAGAUGGAGCAAACCAGAAAGCAGAGUUCACAGCCAUGAUUGAGGCAGCCAAAUCAAAGAUGCAUCAGUACAAAGUUAGAGCCUACAUUCAGAUGAAAUCCUCCAAGGCCUGUAAAAGGGAGAUCAAAUCAGUGAUGAACACAGCAGGGAACUCUGCACCGUCACUCUUCCUCAAGAGUAAUUUUGAGUACCUGAGAGGAAACUACCGGAAAGCAGUGAAGCUGUUGAACAGCUCCAACAUUGCAGAGCAUCCUGGACCCAUCAAGACAGGUGAAUGUGUUCGAUGUAUGUUCUGGAACAAUCUGGGCUGCAUUCACUUUGCAAUGGGGAAACAUAACCUAGGCAUUUUCUACUUCAAGAAGGCGCUGCAAGAGAACGACAACACCUGUGCACAGUUGGGAGAUGGCAACAAUGGGCAAGCUAAGAAGUUCACAGGUAUCCCCAUGUGUGCUCUACUAGCCAACAAGCGCUAUGAGCUGCUUUAUAACUGUGGUAUUCAACUGCUGCACAUCGGCAGGCCUCUGGCAGCAUUUGAGUGUUUGAUGGAGGCGGUGCAGGUUUACCAUUCCAACCCUCGACUGUGGUUGCGGCUCGCAGAGUGCUGCAUCUCUGCCAAUAAAGGGGGCUCGGAGCAGGAGAGCAAAGGUUUACCUUGUAAAAAAGGUAUUGUUCAAUCUAUUGUCGGACAGGGCUACCAUCGCAAGAUCGUUCUGGCAUCCCAGUCUACCCAGAAUACUAUCUACAGUGAGGGCCAGUCAGCUGCUAUACCAGUAGCCAGUAUGGAGUUUGCAGCCAUCUGCCUGAGGAAUGCUCUGUUGCUGCUACCUGAACACCAGCAGCAGGACACCAAGACAGAAAAUGGCUCCAAAAGCUUCAGUCAAUCAGGAAGCACAGAGAGCGGAAGCGAAAACAGUGAUGCAUGCAGUGGGAAAGGUCAGGAGGCUGAUAAGUUUUUGUCUGCAGCUCCAUCGUCUCCUCUCAGAAAACAGGAGGUAGAAAAUCUAAGGUGCUCCAUCCUGGCCUGUAGUGCCUAUGUGGCAUUAGGACUGGGAGACAACCUAAUGGCUCUAAACCACGCUGAGAAACUGCUUCAUCAAACCAAGGUGUCUGGAUCCCUCAAGUUCCUGGGUCACCUCUAUGCUGCUGAAGCCCUCAUCUCAUUGGACAGGAUCUCUGAUGCUAUCACUCAUCUCAACCCAGAGAAUGUUAGUGAUGUGUCAAUGGGAGUGUUGAGCAGCGAACAAGACCAAGGGUCUGACAAAGGAGAUGAGCCCGUCGAAUCCUCGGGAAAGCAGACUCCCCUUUGUUACCCCAGCAGUGUGACAUCAGCUCGAGCGAUGAUGCUCUUCAACCUGGGCAGUGCCUACUGCUUGAGGAGCGAGUAUGACAAGGCCCGCAAGUGUCUGCAUCAGGCUGCAUCUAUGCUGAACACCAGGGAAAUUCCACCUGAAGCUAUCCUGCUGGGAGUCUACUUAGAGCUACAGAAUGGAAACACCCAACUGGCCCUGCAGAUCAUAAAACGAAACCAGCUCCUGCCCACAUCAGUCCAGAGGGUCUCGCCAGACUCCCGCAAGAAACCGGUCCAGCCCUUCCAGCUGCCCCCAUCCUUUACACAAGUUCAGCGCAAAUGAGCCUCCACAGCCAACCUCUGAUCCCUGUAUUCCACACACAGACAGACACACACACAGACAGACACACACAAACAGACAGACAGACAGACACACACACACACACACACACAAAAACACCUGUGGAGCCUUGAUAUUUAUAAAGCUGCUUCCCCUCGGCAUCAGGAGCCAUAUGAAAUGCCGGUGUGGCUGCUGACUGAUGAUGAUUGAAGAACUUCAGCUGCAGCAGUGUCAAUGAACUGAGACCAGCUGAGUUUUUAUUUCCAUUAGACUGAGGAAUUUGUGUUAUCUGAACAAUGAAAAUAAAUUUUAUUUACUGUAUGAGGUGUGACUCUUGAAUACCUAUAUUUUUGCCAGGGGGGAUGUGGAGGCCACAGUGGGCACAGUGACAAUUGAUAUAAUAGGGACAUUUUACAGUGAUCAAUAGAAAUAAUACUUAAAUGAUGCACAGGUAGUAAGUCCUGACCCUCUCUUCUAUGACAAACCUCAGCUGAAUAGUAUAUAAUGAGCUGAAUGCAGAUCAUCUAUGUGUAAUAAGAGUUUAACAAGUGAUAUCUAUCUGGAUAAUACCAACAUAUUGCCAAGAUGUGCUUGGAAAUAUGUGUGCCUCCAGAAGGACUCUAGGUAGAAGAAAUCACACUUUGCCAUGUUUUGUUCAGGGGAUCAGUUCCAAACAGUGUUGCACUUCCAUAACACGGUCUCCCAACCACAGUUGCCCGUCCCUGUGCACAAAUGCAGUUUUGUUGUCUCAGGUUGUAGCCCCCAGUUUGCGUGUGUUA
Molecule: messenger RNA, 3194 nt
Organism: Xiphias gladius (swordfish)
Lineage: Eukaryota; Metazoa; Chordata; Actinopteri; Istiophoriformes; Xiphiidae
Gene: cnot10
Product: CCR4-NOT transcription complex, subunit 10
Exons: 19
Coding region: 214-2418 (734 amino acids)
Biological process (GO): negative regulation of translation; mRNA catabolic process
Cellular component (GO): CCR4-NOT complex
Molecular function (GO): protein binding
Source: RefSeq, a predicted model, not a curated record